This is a messenger RNA of Candoia aspera, 1276 nucleotides long. It is a transcript of the gene CCDC106, whose product is annotated as coiled-coil domain containing 106. The record is from RefSeq and is a predicted model, not a curated record. Bases 208 to 1191 code for a protein of 327 amino acids. The transcript has 7 exons. Gene Ontology annotation, cellular component: nucleoplasm. NCBI's taxonomy places the organism in Eukaryota, Metazoa, Chordata, Lepidosauria, Squamata, Candoiidae.
AGGAGCUCCUCAGCGCCGUUCGCUCGCUCGCUCGCUGGCUACCCGAGCCUCCGACUUGGGACGCUCCGCGGUGGAUGCGGCCACCCUGGCAAGGAAGGUGUUUGGAGUUAUUCCCAAGAAGCAAGUAGCUGUGUGAAGGAUAUUGGGUCCCCAACUAUUACCCUGGCUCAGGUUGGAAAUAUCCAUCUCACUCGGGGAGGGAGGACGAUGAAUGAAAGUAACCAUCACCAGCGAGCAGGUGUAGGUAGGGGUCGGCGUGGAGCUGGAGCAAAGCAAGUGAAAGAGAAUAAUGAAACGUAUGGACUAUCCAUACCUUUGGAUGAACCAUGCCAAAUGGAGUCUCAGACGCAAACUCAGCAACAGUUAUAUUAUGGUCUGAGCACCCCAGAAAAUUUUGAUGGAGUUCCAGAGAUGCCAGCUCCUUCGUUGACCCUGGUGACCAAUAUGAGGACGCAGUUACAUAUGGCAUUGGAAAGGAACUCUUGGUUGCAGAAGCGAAUUGAGGACCUGGAGGAAGAACGAGAUUUCUUGCGCUGCCAGCUGGACAAAUUCAUCUCUUCAGCCCGCCUGGAUGUUGACGAUCACUGCUGCAACAAGCAGCUCCCCCGGAGAUCCGAGAUGUCGGACAGCCGAAAUGGGGAUGUGACUGACAAUGACAGCAUGGGUUCCUGGUUGAGCACCAGCCCCGAAGAAGGCGGUUCUGUGGAACACAAGAAACCCAAAGCAGGGUUGAACCGGCGACGCUUUGUCAAGCCUAAAGUCCGGGAGAGGCAGAGAGUCAAAGAUGUGGAUGGAGUGCUCUGCCGGUAUAAGAAGAUCCUGUACACUUUUCAGAAGCUGCAGAGCAUGAGCCGGGCCUUUGAACAUCACCGGGUGGACCGUAACACUGUGGCUUUGACCACACCCAUAGCAGAGCUCCUUAUUGUUGCUCCUGAAAAAUUGGCUGAAGUGGGUGAGUUUGACCCAUCGAAGGAGCGUCUGCUUGAAUAUUCCCGGCGAUGUUUCAUGGCACUGGAUGAUGAGACACUCAAGAAAGUCCAGGCCCUCAAGAAAAGCAAGCUUCUACUGCCCAUCACCUACCGCUUCAAGCGGAAAACAGACUCUCCUGGCUCAGCUGCUGGCAACUCCGUCCCCUCUCCUGCAACGCCACCCAAACAACUUCUGCCAAUUGCUGAAUGCUACAAGCGAUGAAUCCUCUCCUGGAGCUGCUGCUGCUGGAACCUACUUUGCCAGCCCUUUGACCCCUCUUUCUCUGUACCCCCAUCCCCCCACCCCC